ACGUAAACAAGAAGAUACAAGCAUAAAUUUCAUUCGAAUGACAGAAAUGCACACAUUGAAUCAGCUGUUGUGGGCCUUAAUUGAAAACAGAGUGUAAUUUUUUGGUGACUAUAGCUGCAAUAUUUGUAAGCGUAGUCGUUGUACUUGAGAUGAUAAAACAAAAACUAAUCGGAACCACUAUUCUUACACGCUGAUGUGACAGAAACGCGCGCAGCAUUGAUACAAACUUCAUAGGAAGAGAGGAGCACAUUCGAUUUGUCUAUACAUUAUUUUGUCGAUAGAAGAAAGACAACACGACUAUUGGCGAAUGCCGAAAAAUUAUUUGUAGUUAUAAUAAAUUGUGCACUAUAUAAAAGCGAGGAUGGCGAAUUGAGUGCACAAUAAUAACACUAGGGAAUAACCGCAACCCACUUGUUCUCUCCUCUGACAUUGCUUAAUUUAAUUGAAAUCAUGAGAAGUAUUGUACCGGAAUUAAUAAUAUGUUUCAUUGUGAUCGUAACGAUAACGGCUGUCCGCUUGGUUUCCGUGUUUUUACACGAAAGUCUCGGUGGAGGACCAGUUGUACCUUCUAAUGUGGAUAAUGCAUCUGUUGCUCAGGAACAGUUAACACUGUCGCAGUUGAUCGAUAAGAAGUCCAAAGAAUACUCUUGGUUGUUACGACUCUCCGUUAACACGCUCGGAUAUUUAUGCGUUAUUAUUCCGGGCCUGUUGAUUUUCAAGUACACUCGGAAAAUCAAGUAUUUAGAACGAUCGGACAAAUCGAUAAUUUCCAAUGCAGUCCGCCUAUGUUUUGGAGGAGCUUCGGAUGGAGAACGUAGUGUUGAUAGCAAAAACCAGGACAAAGCGGCUGUCGGAAAAAGAACAUCUGUGGAAGAUUGUAUAUUACUUUUCUAUUGUUUGUUCGGAUUGAUGGGAUCAUAUUUGACAUGGGGUGUGUUACAGGAAAAAAUUAUGACUCAAGAGUAUGAAAACGCCGAUAAGAAAAAGGUACAUUUCAAAGAUUCCCAGUUUCUUGUGUUCACAAACCGUGUUCUUGGAUUUUUGAUAACGGCUGUUUAUCUGACAUUGAAGGGGCAAUUGAAACAACGUGUUCCCAUGUACAAAUAUUCGUACGCUUCCUUUUCAAACAUCAUGAGCGCAUGGUUUCAGUACGAAGCGUUGAAAUUCGUCAAUUUCCCCACACAAGUGUUGGCGAAAUCCUGCAAGAUCAUCCCAGUGAUGAUCAUGGGUAAAAUAAUCUCUCGCAACAAGUACGAGUUUUAUGAAUAUAUUACAGCUAUCAUGAUAUCGGUUGGAAUGAUAUUUUUCCUUACUGGUUCAACGGAUGAAUCAAAAACAACCGCAGUGACAACUCUUACGGGCGUAUUGUUGCUCACGUUCUAUAUGGUUUUCGAUAGCUUCACAUCUAAUUGGCAAGGUGAACUGUUCAAAACGUACUCAAUGUCGUCGAUACAAAUGAUGUGCGGUGUUAAUCUGUUUAGUACGCUGUUUACGGCUGCCUCCCUGUCCAUGCAGGGUGGUUUUUCCAGUUCCCUCCAGUUUGCUGCCGAACACCCAAAGUUUGUUUUGGACUGUGUUGUCCUUUCAAUUUCAUCAGCAAUAGGCCAACUUUUUAUAUUCUAUACUAUAGCCACCUUUGGAGCCGUUGUAUUCACCAUUAUUAUGACAUUGCGACAGGCAAUCGCAAUUCUACUGUCUUGCUUGAUUUACAAGCACAACAUUUCGUUUUUGGGAGUGAUAGGAGUUUUCAUCGUGUUUUUGGCAAUUUUUCUGCGAGUUUACUGCAAUCAACGGCUAAAAGCGAUUAAGCGAAGACAUGCAGCCGAUGCUUCUGCUGGAAAACCACGGUUAAAUGUUUAGGAUUCCAGGAAAAAUAAACUAAGGCUAGUACUUGACUAUAUUGAAUUUCUCUGCUAUAUGCUACAACAAUGAUGAAAUUUGCACAAAGAUGGUUUAACUAUUUUAACUUAAACUAAAGAUAAUUUGCUUUGAAGCAUUAGUAUUCUAAGAUCUGUUCACUAUGUCAUAGUUUUCUGAGAUUAUGUUGAAGCUGCGCAAAGAGGGAUUACGAAAUCCUUACGAUGUAAUCAAUAGAUGUGACAAAAAAGUUUAUAAAGUUUUUGACGUGGGACUACGUCUAACCGGAGUAUAUGGGGGGUAAAAUGAAAACCUAAACACAGAACAUGCAGGAAAAAAUGAAAGAUUCCGAAUGAUUAUAACUCGAACAUUUCUUACUGGAUCGGAAAGAUGUUUGCAUCAAUUGAUAGGGAAUAUUUCUACGCUUCUAUCGCAAUGAAUAAAAUGUUAUUUCUCAUUAGAUAAACAAUUGAAUAACUGUAAAAUGAUAAGCGUUAUCUAAACGGCAUAACUGCCUUAUUUUGAUUGGCCCUAUCUACGAUUUCCCUAACACAGCCAUCAAACCCAAGCAGCCUUGGGUAAAUCAGCAUUUGAAAUAUAUGAAAGUCGGGGGUAUUUUUGUUCCGACCGAAAUGUGUUUCCCUAACACAGACUUUAAAUCCAAGGAGCGUGGGGAAAUUGGCAUUCCAAAUACAUGUAAGUCAGGGGCAUUUUUGGUCCGACUGAAAUGUGUUUCCCUAACACAGAGUUCAAAUCCACGUAGCGUGGGGAAAUCAACAUUGCAAAUACAUGAAAGUCGGGGGAAUUUUUGUUCCGACUGAAAUGUGUUUCCCCAACACAGACUUCAGAACCAAGGUGUCUGAGGAAAUUGGCAUUGUAAAUUCAUGCAAGUCAGUGGCAUAUUUGUUCCGACUGAAAUGUGUUUGCUUAACACAGACUUCAAAACCAAAAUAUCUGUGAAAAUCGGCUCUGCAAAUAAAUGCAAGCUUCGAGUACUUUUGUACUCGCUUGCCUUUGUGCAAACUAGAAAAUGUUUCUUUAACAGGGUCUCCUAAACUUAGGAACCUGGGAAAAUCGUGCAGACACUAGAGACGAAUGAACUUUCAAGUUUAAAUCCUUUAUAGUAUAAAAAGUAGAAGUUGAAGUUUUUGAUUCAUGCAAGUCGGGGGUAUCUCUGGGGGUAUAUUUUUGCACUCCGCAAAGUGUUUUCCUAGCAUGGAUUACAAAAGCGGGUACGAACACAAUGCUUUGGCUCGGUUAUUCACUAUUGUAUUGAAGGAUAUACCUUCAUAUCUUCCGCUCAUUGAAUUUCUACGCAUACCAUUUGAUGAUUAGGCAAAAUGGUGUUAACCAUUUGCUGCGAUAACGCCUAUUCAUUAAACAAUAUGCGUUCGACAUACAUGUCAAAAUCGGAACUGAGUGCCUGAAGUUCAUAUAAUCAAGCGAAUUCGCGGUUCAAUAAUUACGUCCACUUGAGAGAUGCAAACUUCAGAAGCAAAUGUAAAAUAAAAUAAUCGUUUGAAAAUUAUCCCGUUCACAAACCGUAAAAGGACUGUCAUUAAAUUUACUAUCACAAUGCAUGAAUUGACCUUACAUGACAUUUCACAAUCUUUUUACUUACAAAUCAAAUAUAUUGAAUUCGGGAAUUGUUUCAUUCCAUCAAAAAUUUAAUCAAUACAAACAAAUGAUUGAUAAGCUAAGGUAGUCCCACGUCAACCUUGCGAUUA
Messenger RNA from Toxorhynchites rutilus septentrionalis, 3584 nucleotides. RefSeq names its product adenosine 3'-phospho 5'-phosphosulfate transporter 1 (gene sll). Gene Ontology annotation, biological process: transmembrane transport. The record is from RefSeq and is a predicted model, not a curated record. The transcript has 3 exons. Gene Ontology annotation, molecular function: 3'-phosphoadenosine 5'-phosphosulfate transmembrane transporter activity. Lineage: Eukaryota; Metazoa; Arthropoda; Insecta; Diptera; Culicidae. The coding region runs from base 451 to 1860 and encodes 469 amino acids. Gene Ontology annotation, cellular component: Golgi membrane; endoplasmic reticulum membrane.